Molecule: messenger RNA, 2602 nt
Organism: Quercus robur (English oak)
Lineage: Eukaryota; Viridiplantae; Streptophyta; Magnoliopsida; Fagales; Fagaceae
Product: cyclic nucleotide-gated ion channel 1-like
Exons: 9
Coding region: 301-2256 (651 amino acids)
Biological process (GO): transmembrane transport; monoatomic ion transport
Cellular component (GO): membrane
Molecular function (GO): monoatomic ion channel activity
Source: RefSeq, a predicted model, not a curated record
CUCUCUUUUUAAGUGCACAGCAAGAGUUGCUCUUAUCUUUAAUUAUUACUUGCAUAGUCGCAUCGGCUUCUGCAAUUGCACUUGUUCUUAAAAUUCUACAACAAAGCCAAUUUCUGCCACUCAAAUUUGUUUUGUCCAAGUCUCUGUCCCUCUUGUUCAGCAUUGCAUGUAAAAUGCAUACUACUUGAGGCUGCCAGGGAUCAAAAUUCAGACUUUUCUGGUAAAGUUUGCUGGGUCAUCUAUACAUAGUUCAGAGGUUGGUUCUUCAUUAGGACCUUGGAUUAUCGCUAAGCUUUAGGUAUGAGUGACCAUCAGCAAGGGAACAAUGAAAGGAAUAAUAAUCAAGACCAUGAGCGUCAAAUUACCGAGAAUGGUCGAGCUGAUGCACUGAAUCAAGGAAUAACGACAUUUAUUUGCUCAGCAUAUGUAUUGGUGUGCGUGUUCUCAGUAUUACUGGAUCCCUUGUUCUUUUACCUUCCUUUAAUCAAUGAAUCAAAGAAGUGCAUUGGGAUAGACAAAAAGUUGAGGACCACAGCUCUGGUUUUGCGAUCUGUCACUGAUUACUUUCACUUAAUGCAUAUUUUUUUCCGAAUUCGCACUCGUUAUAAAAAAGAGGAACCUCCCAAAAAUUGUAAAGAAGCUUGGAGGCGUUUUUGGCCGUACUUCCUAUUCCUAAUCGACAUUCUGGUUAUUCUUCCCGUCCCACAGGUGGGACUUCCCAUUAUCUUAUCAGAAAUGAGAAGCAAGAAGAGAUCUUCAAAUAAAGUAAAAUUCUUGAACUCUGUUCUUCUCUUUCAAUAUGGACCUAGAAUUCUUCAAAUCUAUCUGUCCUGGAAGAAGUUGAUAAGAAGUGACGAGAGUGUUGAUGAAACCCUAUGGGUCAAGGCUAUAUUGAAUUUCUUUCUAUACAUCCUUGCUGGUCAUGUAUUGGGAGCCUUUUGGUAUUUUUUCUCUUCUCAACGAUUGGCAGCUUGCUGGCACAUAGCGUGUAAAAAUCAUAGUGGAUGUGUUGAUAGUUCUUUUAACUGUGACCACAGCUUUGGAAAUCUCUCUUUUAUAAGUGAUAUAUGUCCUAUAAAUCCACCAAACUCAACGACCUUUGAUUUUGGAAUAUUUGGUGAAUCCCUUCAGUCUGGUGACUUAGAAUCUCAAGAUUUUCCACAAAAAUUAUUUUUUAGUUUCUGGUGGGGCAUGCGAAAUCUAUGUUCUUUUGGUUCAAAUCUCCAAACAAGUGACUAUAUAUGGGAAAACUGCUUUUCGCUUUGUAUUUCCAUCUUUGGCUUGUUACUAUUUAUAUAUUUCUUGGGGAAUUUGCAGAUUUACAUGCAGCGAAGAGCUACAAAAUCAAUUAUAAAACGUGAUGAGAAGAAGGGACACAAGGUGGGGGGAAAGUAUGAAGAAGAGAAGAAAGCACUCGAGGAGAUGAUGCAAGCACUUGAGGAGAUGAAGGAAGCACUCAAGGAUAUGAUCAGAAAACAUGAAGAAGAGAAUAAAGCACUUGAGAAGAUGAAGGAAGCAUUCAAGGAUAUGAACAGAAAACAUGAAGAAGAGAAUAAAGCACUUGAGGAGAUGAAGGAAGCACUCGAGGAGAUGAUCAGAAAACAUGAAGAAGAGAAUAAAGCACUUGAGGAGAUGAAAGUUGUGAAAUCAAGUAAACGAAGGAAAAAACAAGAAGCAAACAUUGCGUUGUGGCUUUCCAAGGAAAAGGUCCCUACAGAAAUGAAAAGCGAUAUAAUUAAGUUCAUACAUAACAGAUUUGACGAAGACGAAGGUGUUGAUGUGGAGAACCUGAUCCCUGAUCUUCCUUUGGAUCUUCAAAGCAAUGUCAAGUGCCAUGUUUGCUUAAAUCUGCUAAAAAAUCUCAAUAUCAUAAAAAAGAAUGACUUGACCAAGCAUCAGCAACUUUUGCUUAACAUCUGCAACUCACUCAAGCCAGUGUUCUACAACGAGCAAAGCUACAUUGUUAAGGAGGGAGACCCAAUUGAUGCGGUAUUCUUGAUUACGUACGGCAUUGCAUGGGCCUAUCCAAGCAGUAAUAAUGGUGAAGGAAAGCAUGCUGAGCGUCUUGAGAAAGGUCACUUCUUCGGAGAAGAACUUCUUGAAUUGCUUUGGAAUCCUUCCUCUGUUGACGUGUAUAACCUAUCCAAACUCCCGGUUUCCUCCAAAACCCUCAAAACCCACACAAAAGUGGAAGCCUUUGCUCUAAUGGCCAACGACUUGAAGGAUAUUGACUAUUCCAUGUUUUUAAACGAUUAGACCCAGAGCAAUCACAAGUUGAGGCAGCUUCCACUCAAGGAAUCUCGCUCCAAGAUCAGAAUCUAGAAGAGCUUGAUGUUGUUGAAUCCAAGGAAGCUUCUAUUUUACAACGAGUCCAGUGUUGCAAUCAACCAAAGUGUUUUGAAUCCAGUAGUACUUGACAUUGUUGUUGCAAAGCAAUGGAUUGUUUUGAUGUCUUUGCUGUAUUAAGAUUUGUUUUUCUAGUGAUGGACAAGGGGAACGUGUGAAAUAAUAAUGGUAAAAAAUAUGUUUCUUUAAUUAAUUCAUGCAUAAACUGUUCAUAUUGCUAGUGUAAUAUGAUUAAAGGUUAAAUAGUUUCUACUUU